Messenger RNA from Alternaria ventricosa, 786 nucleotides. RefSeq lists its product as uncharacterized. The transcript has 2 exons. The record is from RefSeq and is a predicted model, not a curated record. The coding region runs from base 1 to 786 and encodes 261 amino acids. Gene Ontology annotation, molecular function: protein binding. Lineage: Eukaryota; Fungi; Ascomycota; Dothideomycetes; Pleosporales; Pleosporaceae.
AUGGAUCUCCCAACUGGACCAACCACCAUCCGCAAGAUCGUCCCCAAGACGCCGCAGGUCAAAGCAUCUCAGGUCUUCGAUAAGGAAAAUCGAGCUCCUCCAACACCAUCCAAGCCCAAGACCAAAGAAACCAAGCUUGCACUCAAUGACGAAACCUCAGACUUCACCAUCAUCUGCGAAGGCCAGCAUUUCAUCACCCAUAAGAGCAUCCUGGAAGCCUCAUCACCGUACUUUGCGCGCAUGUUCCGCUUCAACGGUAGCGAGAACAACGACAAAGAAGUAGAAAUCCCCGACGUCGACACGGUUACCAUGAAACACAUCCUAGACUACAUGUACACAUCAACCUACCAGUUCCCCAGCGGCGAGACCGUCCACCCCACAGCUUACUGCAACCGCAGCACCUACGCCCUCCUGCACGGUCCCCCGACCGCCCCCCAGAUCUUCAAGCGCAAAUGCCCAUGUGCCGGCAAGACGCUAUCGGCUUCCCACCUCCUUCUGCACGUACGCAUUUAUACGGUUGCCGACUACUUCGACAUGCACGACCUCAAAGCCUUCGCACGCCAGGGCGUCAUGGAUGUUCUGCAUGUGUACUGGCAGUAUGAGGGUCUUGACUUGGCCGAUGCGCUGGAGGAGGCGUUCACGUCUACGCUGGAUGAUGACAAGGGGAUUAGGGAUGUGCUUGUUGAUGCGAUGAAGAUGCAUCCAGGACUGGUGGUUGAUGAGGGGGAUGUGGAGGAGUGGUUGGAGGAUCAUCCUGAGGUUAAAGCGAGGGUUAACUGGGACUGA